This is a messenger RNA of Nerophis lumbriciformis (worm pipefish), 2249 nucleotides long. Its product is annotated as leucine-rich repeat-containing protein 43-like. NCBI's taxonomy places the organism in Eukaryota, Metazoa, Chordata, Actinopteri, Syngnathiformes, Syngnathidae. Gene Ontology annotation, cellular component: cytoplasm. The record is from RefSeq and is a predicted model, not a curated record. Gene Ontology annotation, molecular function: protein binding.
CUGUACAAAGCUAUGCAGGGUAUUAUGUACAACAUGCUAACUGCGAAUACAAGCCAAGUAUCACUUCAAGAGUACAAAUAUUGAUGGUAGAAAUGCAUCCAACUAAAGUAUUUCGAGUCUUCUUUCUUGCUCGGCGAUGACAAUGCAGCUGUGGCCCGUCCAGAGACACUUGACACACAGUUGCUGGAGAAAACCCCGACUGUUGCCAAGCAACCCAGGCCCAACAAGGAGCCUCGACCCCGGGAGGCGAGGAGACCAAGAGUCCGUUUCGGAACCAUGGACGCCUCGGGUGACAAACGCAGCCAGCAAACGGGAAGGAGUCAGCGCAGUCCAAGAGGAUAAGCUCCAUGGCGCUUUCGGUCGUUUUGGACAAACAUAUUAGUCGUCUCUGUCUCAAUCAGUUUCCCUGUGGAAAAGGCACCUGGAGGAAGAUCAGAGUCAACACAGAGGAGGUGGACGCGGAUGAUACGGACAUGCUUUUGGACUUGCUGAGUUGUCCCCACUCGCCCUGGAGGAUGGACGAGCUGUGGAGCCCGCAGGCCGCCGCCCUCAGACGGGUGGCCGUGGUGGCGCCCGAACGCAUCAACGCCGAUUUCAUCAGCAGCUACUUCAGCACGUUACGCAUCGUGGACAAGGACGUGUCGGUUAUUGACGACUGCCUGCUGAAGUUCUGCAACUUGGAGGAACUUGUGCUGAGUGCCAACAAAAUCUCUGAGAUAUCAGCUGAGAAUCUUCCCAGGACUUUGAAGGUGUUGGAGCUGCGGGCCAACUCUCUGUCUGCUUUGGGCCGCCUGGCCAACUCCCCGCCGCCUCGUCUGCAGUACCUCGGCCUGGCGUCUAACGGACUGGGCUCUCACCGUGACGUCACUCAGCUCACAGGAAGACACUGGCCUCAGCUGGUGUGUCUGGACCUGAGCGACUGCGACUUCCAGGCCCAGUGGCCCCUCCUAAAGGCCCUGAGCACCAUGCCUUGUCUCAGGACCUUGGUGCUGGAGGGAAACCCCUUCACCCUGACCCCCUUCUACCCGGGCUUCACGGUGGACACCCUGCCCCGCCUCUCCUACCUGGACGCCUCGUGGAUCACCCCCGAGGAGAGACAUCGCUACCGAGGGAUGGCCAAGAUGAGCUCGGUGAUGGUGGAGUGGGCGUCGGUGACAGUGCGAGUGGGCGCCAUGCGGGGAAUCCCCGACCCUCUCAUGUAUGAGGAUCCCAACGCUGGGGAAUUCCCCGUCAUCAGCUACAACUACCUGAUCACAUACAUGUUCUUUAGUCAUCACACUACUUCCUACCAGGUGGUCGACGGCGAGGUGAAGUACCAAUGCCAAGACGGCGCCGGCGAAACUCCGCCGCCUAACAACAAAAGCGAAAAAGAAAGUUCCAAAUCCGACGACAGUGUCAAAUCUGAGGACAGCUGCAAUGACACUUCACGUGAGUCGAGACACAGCACCUCCCGCCAGCCCUGGUCGGACUGCGUGGACUUCAGCGACGCGCUCACGCUCAUCAUAAGAGACCUGAGGGGCUUCAAGACAUUCCUCAGCCAAGGACUUCAGGUUCAUAUUGAACAGGAAAAGGUGCUGUCGUGGCCCGCAGAGGUCCCUGACGACGCCCCCUUGGCCAAAAAUGAUCAAGCCAAUAAAAAAGGAGGCAAACAAGCGGCCAAGAAGGACAAGAAGAAGAAGAAGGCGAGCACGGUGCUGAUCCCAGACGCCCCCAUCAUCACGCUGGUGGCGUCGGCACACGUGCCGCUACACAAGCUGCUGCUCAGCGGCUGCCACAAGGUCAGCGCCCUCUGCAACUUUGGUGUCCUGCACAGAGAUCCUCCCGCAGAAGAUGCUCGCACACCCCCGGAGAACGCCACAGUGGAGAAGAAGGCCAAGGAGGAGCCUAAGAAGAAAGCGGGCGGCCGCGCCGCCAUCAAGAAAGUUGCGGUGGUCAGAGGCGCAGAGUCCACCACCGUGGAGCUGAGCGUGGAACUAAAGAAAUGGCGCAACGCGUGUGAAGUGGCACCGCUGUUACCUCCAGAACGAAGACAGCAGGGUCGAUGGAAAGACGUUAGGAAGAUUUUGGAUACGUAACUUUUAUUAAUUUUUCCCCAUGGACAUCAAAAACCGUUUUAUUUUAUUACAAAAAAAAAAAAAAAAAUGAAUGUGUUUCUCACACGCACACAAAACCAAGAAGAAGUAAGGAUGUGUGUGUGAAGUGUUUUUAUAAGUGUUCAAUGUUUUUAAUAAAGCCAAAAUGUCCUCGUG